AUGACGACUUCGUCCAAGAGAAGCAGAAGAUCUGAACCGGCAGCCUCAGCCGAACCCAUAGAGUUCAGCAAGGAUCAGUAUUCCAUUCUCAUGGAGAUCAAGGAUCAGCAUGAGCUGAAGGCACCUGUAGAGAUGAAGACGCCCUAUAGAAACAGGGACAAAAGUAAGUACUGUCAUUUCCACAAAGAUUGUGGUCAUGAGACGAAUGAGUGUAAGCACCUGAAAAGAGCAUUGGAAGACUUAGCCCGCAAGGGUAAAAUGAACUCUUAUCUACCUCAGUCAAGUAGAAAAUUCCAGAAGAAAGACAAACGUCAGGGAAGAAGGAAAGAUGACGAGAGCACUGAUGAAGAUGUGGUGAUGGUAAUUUCUGGAGGAUUUGCAGCCGGAGGUCCUACAACUCGCGGCCACAAGAAUUAUUUGCGGGAACUCAGCCAGGUGAUGCUUACCAACCAGGCCGAAUCCGAUCCUUUUCCCAAAAUUAUGGUUAGCGAGCAGGAUCAAGGGAAGAUAAGAACGCCACAUGAUGACCCACUGGUGGUAGAGAUGAAAAUUGUAAAUCUUAGGGUAAGACGGAUCCUGAUUGAUACCGGAAGUUCUACCAAUAUCAUUAGUGCGGAUUGUCUAUCAAGAUUGAAGUUUGAUGAAAAUGAUUUAGCUCCGGUCAAUCAUCCUAUUAUCGGCUUCGGCGGAGGAGUUAUUCAUCCCAUGGGGACAGUUACCCUACCCGUCAGGGUGGGAGAUAAAGAGGCUGCUCGAACGCUUUUUGUGAAAUUCCUGGUAGUACGAGAUCUGACAGCUUACAAUGUCAUCCUCGGACGACCUACCUUAAAUCACAUUAAAGUCGUCAUUGUAACUCACCUGAUGCUCAUGAAAUUUGAGUGUGACGGUGGUAAAAUUGGAUCUUUGUAUGGAGACCAUCAGGCGGCAAGGGAAUGUUAUCUUACCACUUUGAGACUAUCAUCAUGGAAGGAGAAAUCAGAGCGGCCAAAGGCCAUGGAGGAUGAACCGGCCGAGAAGGUAAAACGUCAUGUAAGCGAGUUGAAGCAAGAAGUAGAAAAGGCACAAAUGAAGCCCUUUCCAAAGAGCAAACCGUGA
This is a messenger RNA of Beta vulgaris subsp. vulgaris (sugar beet), 1095 nucleotides long. RefSeq lists its product as uncharacterized. The coding region runs from base 1 to 1095 and encodes 364 amino acids. NCBI's taxonomy places the organism in Eukaryota, Viridiplantae, Streptophyta, Magnoliopsida, Caryophyllales, Amaranthaceae. The transcript has a single exon. The record is from RefSeq and is a predicted model, not a curated record.